This is a messenger RNA of Ochotona princeps (American pika), 10349 nucleotides long. Its product is annotated as mucin-2-like. Gene Ontology annotation, molecular function: protein binding. The transcript has 11 exons. The coding region runs from base 210 to 10304 and encodes 3364 amino acids. Lineage: Eukaryota; Metazoa; Chordata; Mammalia; Lagomorpha; Ochotonidae. The record is from RefSeq and is a predicted model, not a curated record.
ACUGUGGGAAAAGGAUUACCCAGGCACAGAGGUAAGAGAGUCUCUCAGCCUAUUGAAGAAUGUCAUAAAUAAAGGGCGGGGCAGGGCGGGGCACACCGUUGCUAAGGUAUGCUUGGCAAGAGGCUUCCAUAACACUUCGGCUCCUGCUCAGGGUAUGCCAGUGGUGCCCCUGCAGCUCAAGUCACAGUGUCCGGUAAUCCCUGUAUAUCAUGACCCAGCUGUGCCUGUGGGUCCCCUGGCUCCUCUUUGUGUGGCAACCUUUGUGGCUACUAGUCCAGGCCACCAAACCUUGGCAGAGGACCCAGGACCCAGUCCAGCUGACUUUGGACUCCUCAGGGCUCUCAGAGUCCUCCGUUUCACACUUUUCUGAUCGCCCUCCUGGAUCACCCGAUGCCCUCACAGGGCCAGCAGAUCCUGGGGCCUUUGAUUACCUGGCCUCUUCUACUCCCUCACAAGCAUUGAUCCUGCCUAAAGAGAUGACUGAGGGUCUGGUUCCAUUCUUGGACUCGAAUUCUGCUCAAGAGCUGCCCCCACAACCAGAUCACCUUGAAGUUAUGUAUCAGGAUCUGAAUGACAAGCAACGUGGGCAACAAAGGCUCCCUAAUGUAGUUCAGGUGCUAGAUGGAGCUAUGCCUCCACGACUCAGGCGUAAGAUGGAAACUGCAGGUCUUGAUCAGGCUGUGGAUCAGUCAUUUGAAACGUUUGUUCCAACUCUAGAUAGUCUGAACUCAAAGGCAACCAAGUUGAUUGUUUCACCUCUGAAGUUGAAGAAGGAUCUAGCUCAGCAUCAGCGAGUUGCUGAGCUUGCUGGGAUGCCAGGCCAAUCUGCAAAGCCUCAGCAUCCAGAGUCUAUUCUGCAGGAUGAUUAUGAACAUCCUAGAAUGGAUACAGUUUAUCCUGACAUCUUACCUCUGGAAUUCCAGGGGAACCCACGUGAGCUGCGGGAGUCCUCUGAACAAAUGGAACCCUCUCAAUUUCAGCUAGAGGGUCACUCCUUUUCACUCCAACAAGAAGCCCCAGCUCAACAUCUACAGCACCUUGAAAAGGAAUACUCUCCCUCAACUCAGGAGGAGGCCCCACAUCAAAAACAACAGGCCCCUGAGGAGGCAAAACUUUCUUUAACUCAACAGACGGCUUCAGCUCAGAAUCAAGUUGUUCCUCAAGUUGGAGGUCAGUCAUCGGUGCACCAUGGAGUGAACACUCCAUCGCAAGGUCCAAAGGAAAAUCUCCACUCAGAUUUGCCCAGUGUCACAGCUAAGCCAGCAGAUAUGGGGCUUAUGGUAACACCAAAGGGACAUAUGGACGUUCAUCUUAUUCUAAACCAGCAUCAGACCACAGCAUAUACUGAAGGGCACCAUGAGGAGAUGAAAUCUUCCUCAACUCAAUCAAGAGCCCUGCAUCAGACCCCACAGGUCCCUGAGUUGGUGAGAUCUUCAACCCCACCAGCAGGCCCAGUUGAAGUGCUAAAGUCUCUGUUGGAGAAAAUAGCUCCGACCCCACUGGGUUAUGAGGCACAAGUUCAGCCUCAAACUCAGGAUCAAACUCAUUAUCAUGUUCCCAAUAUGACAUUUAAGCCUACAGAUAUGGGGGUUCCCAUAACUUCAGAGCCUACCAAAAAUGUUGAGUCUUCUUCAACCAAGAAAGUGAUCUUACCUCAGAUUCUGCAAGUUACUAUGGAGAGAAAACCUUCUCCCAGUAAACAGAAGGUACUAGAGCAUUAUGCUGAGUCUCCUAAACAGGCUAACCUUUUAGAUAAGCAAGAGGCCAUAGCUCAAUCUCCAGGUCCUCUUGUGGACCCUGAAUUUUUAUUCAAUGAGUACAAGCCACAGGUUCAGCAUUCUGCUUUAUCUGGGAGGGUUGAACCUUUUGGAAAACACUUGCAAACCCCCGCACAAUCUGAAAAGACCCCCGAGAAAAUCAAACUUCCAGACCAGCAGAAAAUCUCAGCGGCAAUACCAGAGUUUGGUAUCCAGAGUAUAACUCAGAGUCUGCCAGGACAUGGGGUAAUGAUUCAUUCCCCAGUACAGCAUCAGACUCAUGAUUAUGACAUUCCCAAUGUUGCAGGUAAGCCUGCAGAAGUGGAAGUUCUCACAACUACAAAACCUACCAGUAAGUUUGAAUCUUCUCUAAACCAGCAGGUAGUCCCUGUUCAGACUCUGGGAGCCCCAAUGGAAACAGGGCCUUCUGCCAAUGAACAGGAGAAACCAGCUGAGUAUGCCACAUCUCCUGUGGAGAAUGAUCCUUCUUUAGCUCAACAGAGAUACCCAACUCAGCCUCAAACUUCACUCGUGUACACCAAACUCUCUCCCAAAGAGCAGCAGGAGCUAGUUAAACCUACAGAGUUUCCUGAGCAGACUGAGCCUUCUGGUAGCCAGAUGGAAGCUCCAGCAAGGCCUUCAGAGCUCCCCGAGGAAGUCAAACUUCCAGUCCAAGAAGAGUUUCCAGCUCAAGCCUCAGAAUUUCCUACCCAGAAUAUAGCUGAAGCUCCAUUGAGUCAGGAGGAGACAGAUCAACCUCCAAGUCAGCAUCAAAAUCAUCAUGAUAACAUCCCCAGUGUUACAGUUAAACCUAUAUUUGUGCAAAUUACCAUAGCUUCAGAGCCUACCGAAAAGGUUGAAACUUCUCCAACCCAGCUGGAAGUGCCAGACCAGAUUCUGGGAGCUCCUGUGGAAACGCAGGCUUCAGCAAAGGAGAAUCCAAUGGACUAUGAGGAGUAUCCUGUGGAGACUGACCAUUCUUUAGCUCAGCAGAGACACCCAACUCAGCCUCCUGGUCCUCCAGUGGGCAGAGAAAGCUUAUCCAAGGAGUCAGAGCAGCCAGCUCCACCUUCUGUGUCUCCUGAAGCAAUUGAACCUCCUGGUAGCCAAAUGGAAGCUCCAGCAGGGCCUUCAGAGCUCCCUGAAGAGCUCCAAGAAGAGUCUCCAGCUCAAGCCUCAGAAUCUCCUUUCCAGAAUAUAGCUCAAGCUCCAUUGAGUCAGGAGGAGACAGAUCAACCUCCAAGUCAGGAUCAAAAUCAUCAUGAUAAUCUUCCCAGAGUUACAGUUAAACAUGUAGUUUGGCAUAUUACCAUAGCUGCAGGGCCAACCCAAAAGGUUGAAACUUCUCCAAGCCAUCAGGAACUGCCAGACCAGAUUCUGGGAGCUCCUGUGGAGAUGGAGCCUUCUAUCAAUGAACAGGAGAAACCAGCUGAGUAUGCAGAGUCUCCUGUGGAGACUGAACCUUUUUCAGACCUCCCUGAGGCUUCAGCCCAGCCUCCUGGCCCUUCGAUGGACACUGGACCUCAUCCGAGUGAGCUGGAACAGCCAGUGACACCUUCUGGGUUUUCUGAGGAAGUGGGACCUUCUGGAAGCCAGAUAGAAACCCUAGCCCAGCCUUGGAAGCCCAAGGAGGAAACUGAACCUCCAGGCCAGCAAGAGGUCCUAGCCCAAGCUCCUCAGACUCUGCCAGGUCAUGAGGUAGCAAAUGAAGUUGCAAAUCAAACUCAUGAUGGCAGCAGUCCCAGCGUUACAGUCGGAAUUUCCUCAUCCGCAGAUGUGGAAAUUAUGAUAGCUUCAGAGCCUACCCAAAAGGUUGAAUCUUCUCCAACACAGCAUGAGGUGCCAGCUCAGAAUCUGGGAGUGCCUGUGGAGACAAAACCUUCUGCCGAUGAACAAGAAAAGCCAGGUGGGUAUGCAGAGUCUUCUGUACAGGAUAAACCUUUCCUGGACCAGCAGGAGGCCCCAGCAGAGCCUCCUGCAUCUUCUAUGGACACUGAACCCUAUCCAAGUGACCAGAAGCUACCAGUGAAGCCGCCUGCAUCUUCUGAGGAGGCUGAUGCAUCUGGAAGCCAGCCAGGGACUGAACCCCAACCUUCUGAACCUGCUGAUAAAGUGGAAACUUCACCACCACCAGAGCAGGGACAACCUCAGUCUCCAGAGCAUCAGAAUGUGACCUCUUCACUUCCAGAAUACUAUGAUGAUUAUGACUCAGUUUUGUCCAGUUUUGCUAUUAAUCCUAUCUAUAUGCACCUUCCCAAAACAUCAGCACCUACAGCAGAGGCGGUGACUCCUCCAGUCAGAAAUGAGACUAUAGAUGAGUUCUCAGUCCCAUCGAGUGAAGUAAAUCCCAUAACCCGUCUGGAGGUCCCAACUCUUCCCACAGAACAUCCUAAAGCACUGAAAGUCUUGCCAAUUCAGCAGGAGGCUGCAGCUCAACAUCCAAAAGGUUUUCAGAUUGAGAAAUUGCUUUCAUUCAAACAGAAGGUCACAGCUGAGAAUUUACCAACCCCCAAGAAGGUUCAAGAUUCCCUGAUGCAACCAUCAGGGAUCUUUAAAGAAGUUGCAGCUCAACCUCCAGAGAAUCCCAACAAAAUGGUUUCUCCUCCAGGUCAUAAUCAAUUUCAGCAUCCAACACUGCACAGUAUCCCCUUUGAACUUUCUAAGUUUGCCAAUCAGUUUGAAAUCUCAACCCGCAAAGAUGCCCCAGCUCUGUUCACAAGGUCCUCUGUGCAGCCUGAGCCUUUGAAAGACCAGCUAGCAGACACAGCUCAGCAAUCACCAGUUGAUGCAGGGAUUCCAACGCAGCCCAAAGAAAUCAUUGAGGAUCCUUUUACAAGCAAACAGGAGAGUUCAGCUGUGCCUCACAAGCCCCCUGUGGCUGUUCAACAGUUAGCACACCAACAGGAACUUCCAACUCAGCCCUCCGCAUCCUCUGAGACUAGUGAUAUUUUUCCUUCACAGGAUAUGACAUUUUCACCUUUUGAUCCAGAAAUAACAUUUAAAAGUCAGUAUUUAAAGUCUUCUAAAACUACAGUGAAACAUGUGGAUUUUGAGCUUAACAUAACCCCAGAGCCCACUUCAGCAGAUCCAACUCCUCCAGCUCAGCAGAGGAAUCUUGCUCAACCUUCAGUUCCUACUGAGGAGGCUGAAUUUUCUCCAACCCAGCUUGACUUUCUUUCCCAACCUUCAGAACCACCCCCAAAGGCAGAAUCUUAUCCAGUGCAACAGGAGGCUCUAGCUCAACCACCAAAACCUUUUAAGCAGAUUGAAGCAUCUUCAGGAUACCCUUCAUGGCCUCUUGAGGCUAAGCCUUCUCCAACCCAACCAGAAGGCCCAUCUCAGCCUCUAGAAUCACCUAAAGAGACAGAACCAACUGUAGACCCCCGGGAGGCUGCAAUAACACUUUCAGAGGCUCGGAGGGAAGUGGAAUCUUCUCUUCCUCAGCAAAUGAUCCCAUAUUAUCCUGCCAAACUCCCAUAUCCAGUGCUGCAGGCAGCCCCAGCUCAGCAUCCUGAGGUCUCUCUUAUGAUGCAACCCUCUCCAGACCAACAGGUGGCUCUAGCUCCACCUCCAGAGCUCCCUGAAAUGGAACUAGCUCCCUUCCAGCAAGAGGCCACCUUUCAGCCUAUAGAGCCACCCAAGCAGAUGGCACCUUUUUCAGUCCCACAAGAGGCUCUAUCUCAGAUCCUAGAGCAUCUUGAGCAAGUGAAGUCAUAUCCAGCCCAGGAAAAAGCCUCAGCUCAACUCCAUGUUCCCACUAGAGUGGUUGAACAUUCCCCAACCCAACUGGUGGACCCAGCCCAGAUUUUAGAGCCACCCAAAGAAGUGGUAGCUCAAGGCUCAGGAUAUCAGAUGGCGAUAGUUCCAACACAAGCUCAGGAUCAAGCUUGGGAUCUGAAACCACCCAGCAUCACAUUUCAGCCUCUGCACCUGGAACUAAACAUAGCUCCACAACACAUUAUGGGUGGUGAACUUUCUGCAACUAUGAAAGAAAAAUCAAUUCAGUCUCCAGAACCACCAAAGGGAGUUGUGUCUCAGGCUCCAGUAUAUCAGGAGCAGACAGUUCAAACAGCCAGUCAAAAUCAAGCUCAGAAUCUCAUGUUGUCUAGCACUACGUAUGAACCUUUGGAACUGAAGCUUACUGUUGCUUCAGAACCCCAUGACUAUUUUACAGUUCCAGGGACGACCACAUCUCCAAAACUCCCUGAGGUGACACUUCAAUACCCAGAACAGGUUCAGACUCAACGUCCAAACCAGACUGAAGUCACAGUUGAACAGUUUGACCUUAAACUUAUCUACACUCAACAACUCAGUAAAGAGAAUGAACCUUUCCCAACCAUGCAGGAGACACAAAUUCAGCCUACAAAGCCUACAGAGACUGUGCCUCCACCCCCAGCAUAUUAUGAGAUGGCAGUUUCAACACCAGGUCAGGACCAGGUUCAACCUCCAGUGUCACCCAAUAUCACAGAUCAGUUUUUAGACCAAACACCUAUUAUUCCAGAAUCCACCUCAGAGUCUGAACAUGUUACAGCUAAGGAGCUGGAACUUAGCACAACUCCAGAACCCAGUAUGGUGGUUGAACCCUCUCCAACCACUCAGGAGACGCCCACUCAGCCUGCUACAAGUGUUGUUACCCAACCUCCCAUAAAUCAGGAGGGAACAUUUCCAACCCCAGGUCAGGAUCAGACUCAGCAUCUAGCAUCAACCAAUGUCACAGUUAAACCUUUGGGCACAGACCUGGAACUUACCAUAACUCCAGAACCCAGUAUGGUGGUUGAACCCUCUCCAACCACUCAGGAGACGCCCACUCAGCCUGCUACAAGUGUUGUUACCCAACCUCCCAUAAAUCAGGAGGGAACAUUUCCAACCCCAGGUCAGGAUCAGACUCAACAUCUAACAUCAACCAAUGUCACAGUUAAACCUUUGGACACAGACCUGGAACUUGCCUUAACUCCAGAACCCAGUAUGGUGGUUGAACCCUCUCCAACCACUCAGGAGACUCCAACUCAGCCUGCUACAAGUGUUGUAACCCAACCUCCCAUAAAUCAGGAGGGAACAUUUCCAACCCCAGGUCAGGAUCAGACUCAGCAUCUAGCAUCAACCAAUAUCACAGAUAAACCUUUGAACACAGACCUGGAACUUGCCUUAACUCCAGAACCCAGUACGGUGAUUGGACCCUCUCCAACCACUCAGGAGACUCCAAUGCAGCCUCCUAUGGAAGUUGUAACCCAACCUCCCAUAAAUCAGGAGGGAACAUUUCCAACCCCAGGUCAGGAUCAACCUCAACAUCUAACCUCAUUCAAGGUCACAGUUAAGCCUUUGGACCUAGGGGAAACUAUGACUCCCAAACCUAGUAUGGAGGCUGAAUAUUUUACAGCCGCAAAAAGCACAACAUCACUGCCAGUGCACUCUGAGUUAGUACCUCCAUAUCCUGAGCAAUUUAAGACUCUCUAUCCAAACAAGACUGGAGUCACAGUUAAGCCUCUAGACUUGGAAAUUCCACAGCCUACUAUAGAGUUUAACCCUUCUGUGACUAUGCAGGAGACUCCAGCUCAGCCAACAGAGGCACCUAAGGAGGUUGGAUCCCAAUCCCCAGUGUAUUAUGAGAUAACAGUUUCAACAGCAGGUCAGAAUCAAGCUCAGCACCCAGUGCUGCCCAGCAGCACAGUUCAGCCUUCGAAUCUGGAGCCUAACAAAAUGCCAGUGCCUACUGUAGAGGCUGAACAUUCCACAUCCCUGAAAAAGAUUACAGCUCCACAUGCAGACCAGGUUCAGACUCAGCACUCAAACUUAACUUCAGUCACAGGUCAGCCUUCAAAUCUGGAACUUACUACUCAACCUUCAGUAAAUGCCUUGACUGUGCAAAAGGAAAAGACCACCACCAGGAGUAUCAACAUUUGCAAGCUGUGUACCUGCAGAAAUGAGACGUUGUUAUGUACUGGGCUCAGUCCAAGUCAGAAGCUCCACCAAGUGCCUGUGCCAGCGCCCGACACCUACAAUGGCACCUUCACCAUCUUAAAUUUCCAGAAAAACUUUAUUUCCUACAUUGAUGAAAAUGUAUGGAAAUCAUAUCCUUGGGCUGAGAAAAUAAUUCUCAGUGAAAAUCAUUUGACUGAAUUACAUAAGGAUUCAUUUGAAGGCCUAAUAUCACUCCAGCAUCUGGAUUUAUCCUGUAAUAACAUACAGUCUAUUGAAAGACGUACAUUUGAACCACUACCUUUCUUGCGCUUUUUAAAUCUUGGUUGUAAUUUACUCACAGAACUGAGCUUUGGCACAUUUCAGGCAUGGCAUGGGAUGCAGUUUUUGCAGAUGUUAAAUCUCAGUCACAAUCCUCUGACAACUAUUGAAGAUUCCUUCCUGUUUAAAUUGCCAGCAUUAAAAUAUUUAGACGUCAGCAGAACACUUGUGUCACUCAACACAAUCGAGAACAUCCUCAUGAUGACUCUCGAAUUGCAGAAGCUGAUCUUACCUAGCCAUAUGGCCUGCUGCCUGUGCAAAUUUAAAAAUGACAUUGAGGUUGUCUGCAAAACAAUCAAGCUGCACUGUAGCAAUGCAUGUCUGAGAAACACUACACACUGUUUUGAAGAAGCGUCUAUAAGGAAUCCAAAAGGAACUUUCCUGAAGGCAUUGCAGGCCCGGAAGAGGAACACUAGCACUGAACUGAUAAUUGAGCCAGAGGCGCAAGUGUCACAGACACUCAACCUCAAUGUUCCAGACUUUGUGAACGAGCUGCUAGACUUUAAAGAUGAAAGCGAAGUCAUUAGUGCACUAAAUUAUGUACUGCCUUAUUUGUCAGGUGGCAAUCCAGGAAAUAUCAAGUCAGUGUUGCCAUUCAUUACACCAAUUUUUUCAAAAGUCCAUGACAGAGGUAAAUUCCUUGGUUUCCUGAAAACCAAGAAAAGGAGCCCCUCUCUUAAACCAGUAUACAACAAUUCAGCUUACAAAAGUAAGUUGAGGAGGCUGCUCUUUCUGCAAAAUAUAAUAAAUGCAAAAAUCCAAGAAAAAAUUGAUGAGGUUAAACAAAGAGAAAACACUGCCAUGCAAAUACAGCCUGUCUUGUUAGAUCCCAAAUUUAAACGCCACCUCUUUCCAAAGAAACUGGAAAUGGCCCACUCACAGCAGAGCAGCCUGGCAAGCACCCCAAGCACAAGGCAAAGGUUACAGAAAGGGGAAAAAGUCAUCAAGGGGCCAAAGGGCCUAAGAAAAAGGCAGCAGCAGGAGACAAUCAGGAGGCAGAACGUGCGCCCCCUUGUGGAGGGCACUGUGCAAGGCCGGCUGGGGAGCACAGGAGACAGGGAGCAGGAGGAGCUUCAUGUGGCCCAGAGGCCCUGGAACUUGGUGGCCAACUCCUUCCACCCAGCGCCCCCACUCACAGAGGAGCACAACGCCAGGGCCACUUCUUCCCUGAAGAAGUACAUCAGGGGCGGGCCAUCUGCUGCAGCCCGUGCAAAGUCCCUCCCUGAGGGCAGAAACGAAGAAAAAGACUUAACCUACACCAUGCUUCCUUUCGAAGAUACAAAGGCUAGCGCAAAAAAGACAGAGGCAGCAGAACCAAGCUCAUAUUCCAGGGUGAAUUACCAUUUACGGAAAACAUAUCCUCAUCCUGUCUUCAGAACACCCAAGGCCAAACUCAGGAGAGUAUUCAGGAGGAAAAAUUCCCUCAAGGCAAAGAUGUCAGUAAGAGAGCCUCCGUUCCUUGCACUGCAAAGUCUCGUCAACUCCCCUCCCCAAGAGCCUUCUCCGACUUCACCAGACCUGAGUUCUCAGGGAAGGCCUUCUGUGGAAGUCAUUGCUCGUCUGGUAUCUGUGACAGAAGGUGUUACUGAAGACAACAACACUGCAGAAGAUGACUUAGAAAACUCUUUGGCAGAUGACAUGGUUCUGCCAGAAGAUAUGCCCCCCGCCGACACAAUGCAGGGGCAUCCUUCGGUGGCAGGCUCCCCUGGGACUACACUCAACUCCAUGCUGACCGCUAAGCAGACAAGCGAAAGGCAACGGCAGUACCCCAAAACGGGCACGAACAUCCCCUCCCCGCCCACAGGCAUCACCUACUCCUUGCAGGCCUCCUCAGGCGAUGAGUUUGAACUUCAGCUAAGCCAGCAACUACGGUCCCUCAUCCCCAACAAUGACGUGAGAAAGUUCAUCUCAUACGUUAUCAGGACUCUGAAAAUGAACUGCUCUGAGCCCCACGUGCAACUGUCCUGUGCCAAACUCCUCGCCAGUACAGGCCUCCUCAUGAAGCUCCUCAGUGAGCAGCUGGAAGCAAAGCUGGCCAAGGCAGAAUGGGACAUGGAACAGUGGGAACAAUGGAAAACGGAGAACUACAUCAGCGAGAGCCCAGAAGCUCAGGGUGAUGCAAAAAUGACUGAGUCAAGUGAGCUCACAAAGGAGGAGGUUCCAGGAUUCGGCUAUAACAACAAACUCAUCUUGGUGCUAUCUGUGGUUUCAAUAGUGGUGGUUUUGGCUAUCAUUUUCUUUUUCAUUGAGAUUUACCCUCAUGCUUGUAGGAGAGGAGCAGAGGAUGACAUAGAAAAAUAUCCAAGGUAAGUACCAGCCUGCAAUUUUUAAAUCAGAAGUUUGGGAUUAGACGAG